GGCCUUGCCACGUGCAUUCCAUCGUCAGCCAUGACGACCCGCCGACGCCCGAACCCGACUGCUGUGCUCGCCGUGCCCGAGCUCGUCGAGCUCAUGGCUCGCUACGUCCAGCACAUUUGGUCCUUGACCGAGUUCAUUGCUUCGCUGCCGCCUUCGGCCGUGACGCCCAGCUUGGCUGCCAUUGCGGCGCUGGCCGCGCUACCCGACGUCGUCCGCAUCCAGUGGCCCAAGGUCUAUGUCCUCUCGCGCCCUGACGACGCGACGCUGCAGCACCUGCUCGAGGCACAAGCGCUCGGCGCGAUCGUAGCCAUGAAGGACACGAACAGAGACGACCACGACGUCUGGACGCCGCGGGAGCUCCUCCGUCGGCUCCAGCCCGUCGUCAACCACGUCACGGUCGUCACCAACCUGAGUCACAUCCAAGCGCUGCAAAGCAUGCUUUGCGCAUGCCCACGCCUGCACAGCCUCGUCUUGGAGCACUCGCAUCACUGGGCCGACAUCACCAUGUCCAUGGUCGCCGGUGUCUUUGCCACGCUCCCGCUCGCGCAGCUGAGAACGCUCGUGCUACGCGGCAAGUUUCCCGCGUCCGCCGCAUCGGCCAUUGCGGCCAUGCUCACGAAAGGCUCGUGCACACGCCUUGGAUUUGCCAACGCCGAGUUCGUCGACUUGCCCGCCGCCGACGCCGCCAAGUUGUGCAAGGCGAUCGCAGCCUCCACGACGCUGCACGACCUCUGCCUUGAAAAGACAAACGACAUUAGCACACGCUUCUUCCAACAAGAGAAGCUGCCCCAUCAGCUGCGGCACUUGCGUCUUGACGUGUCGACCCCACGCGAACUCUUCUUCCGCGACUGCUCCGAUGCCGUCAUGACGAGUGUAGCGUCGAUGCUGCGCCAAGCGCCGCGCCUCACGCAGCUCGAAGGCCGCUUCGUGACGCAGCUGGCCGAGACGCACGAGGCCUUGGCCCGGCUCGAGACCCUGCGCAUCGAGCUCUGUGCGCUGGAUACAAAGAUGUUGAACCGACUCGUCGCGAUCGCGCCGCGGCUCGUGUCGCUGCGGCAGCUUGAUCUGCACGAGUUUAGCGUCAGCAAACUCAUCGGCGCGUCCCUGGCGACGGCGCUGACGCAGUGCCCGAAGCUGCAAUACUUGAGCGCGGUUGCCGACACGAUGGAGGCGAUGACGUGGCUGGCCACGGCGCUCUCGGGCUGCCCACAGCUGCACGCGAUCAAGCUGCACCUGUUGACGCGCUGCUUCGACGACCUCGUCGAGCUCGUGAGAACGCUCCAGGCGGCGUCGCCGGCCUUGCGCUGGAUCGUCCUUGAGAAGCAAGCGUGGCCGAUCUCGAGCCAGGCGAAGAAGGUCAAGACGCUCGCAGCGAUGAAUGUGACGCUUCAGUACGUGGAGAUGGACAUGUGCGGCGAGCGAGAGCGGGAUACGUACGCGUACUGGGACGCCAAGGCCGCCGAGCACAAGCGCCUCGUGGUGUUUCUGUACUAUUGCCCCAAGUACCGCUUUGUCUUUGAUUAA
Messenger RNA from Saprolegnia parasitica CBS 223.65, 1524 nucleotides. RefSeq lists its product as hypothetical. Lineage: Eukaryota; Oomycota; Saprolegniomycetes; Saprolegniales; Saprolegniaceae. The record is from RefSeq and is a predicted model, not a curated record. Bases 31 to 1524 code for a protein of 497 amino acids. The transcript is spliced from 2 exons.